Molecule: messenger RNA, 1245 nt
Organism: Colletotrichum karsti
Lineage: Eukaryota; Fungi; Ascomycota; Sordariomycetes; Glomerellales; Glomerellaceae
Product: silent information regulator family protein
Exons: 4
Coding region: 1-1245 (414 amino acids)
Molecular function (GO): NAD+ binding
Source: RefSeq, a predicted model, not a curated record
AUGGCAAACACCGCUCCCAGAGUUGCCGAAGAAGAGCGCCACGAAGCUCCUGAGUCGGUGGACGAGAAGGCGCGGCAACUAGCUGAAAAGAUCAAGAACAGCAAACAUUUCAUCGUAUUCACCGGUGCAGGAAUAUCUACAUCUGCUGGCAUUCCGGACUUCCGAGGACCAGAGGGAGUGUGGACUCUCAGAGCACAAGGAAGACAGCAAGUGUCAAAAGGAACCAGCACAUUGCAGGCAAUUCCGACACCAACUCACAUGGCGUUGGUCGAGUUGCAGAAUCGAGGGCUAUUGAAGUAUCUCGUCAGCCAGAACUGCGACGGACUCCAUCGGAGAAGCGGCAUACUACCGGACCGAAUAUCUGAGCUGCAUGGCAACAGCAACAGAGAAUACUGUAGAGACUGCGACAAGGAAUACAUCCGAGACUUCCGAGCCGUCGCAACGUAUGAAAAGACAGUUCGUGAUCAUCGAACAGGCCGAAAAUGUGCAUUAUGCGGAGGAGUCCUUCUCGAUAGUAUCAUCAACUUUGGCGAGUCACUUUGGGAAGAGCCUCUGGAACGCGCCCGUGACAACGCCAAAAAGGCGGAUCUAUGCCUCGCCUUGGGUUCUUCUCUUACCGUCUCACCCGCAAACGAAAUCCCGGAGACAGUCGGCAGAAAGAAACGAGGCCGUUCGAGCGCCGCAGGGCAACUCGUCAUCUGCAACCUCCAGAGCACGCCGAUCGACGAGUUGUCCGCCAUCCGAGUGUGGUCUGCCACGGACGACCUCAUGACCCGCGUCAUGAAGAAACUGGACAUCCCCAUUCCGGUUUUCAUCCUUCGACGUCGACUGAUCAUUGAGUUUGAGACGACAGGAGACGAGAGACAUCAAAUCGCCGUUCGCGGUAUUGAUGUGGAUGGCACUCCUGCGACGUUUCUUCAGUCCGUCAAGCUCGAGCACAACAGACGCGUGGCGCGUUCCGAGCCUUUCACUGUGAACUUUCGUGGUGAUCUAGAGAUUGGAACGCAGUUAAAGCUUGAGCUUGAAUUCAUGGGCCACUACGGCGAGCCAAACUUGCACAUUGAUUUUGAGUACGAUGGUGAGAAGCGGUCGCAGGCUUCCUACCUCUUGGAAUACGACCCGGCUACUGGAGAGUGGAGGAUGACAAAGCCGAAUGAUGAAGAUAUGCCUGGACCUCAAGAGGUUGCAGCCGGUGUUGCCUCGGUGGAGCGGGAACUUUCUGUGAUAGACCUCACCGAAGACUGA